Triticum turgidum subsp. durum (durum wheat) is the source of this 873-nucleotide messenger RNA. The record is from the annotation of a GenBank genome assembly. Lineage: Eukaryota; Viridiplantae; Streptophyta; Magnoliopsida; Poales; Poaceae.
AUGUCCAUGGCCCCGCUCAGCUUCCGCCCGACAGCCACCGCGCGCCCGCUGUUCCGCUGCUUCGAUGACGGCGCCGACCGGGACGUCAGCUUCCUGCAGGACGUCCACCCCGACGUCGGCGACGCGCUCCUCGGCUUCGUCUACGACCCGCUCGACCCCGCCGUCAACGCCGGCCUCGACGAGUUCCUCAAUAUCCCGCCCUACGGCGACGGCGACGACGACGACGAGGACGGCCGGCAGCGCUGCGCCAAGAAGCCGCGCGCGGCGGGCUUGGAGGAGGACUCGUGGUUCGACUUCACUGCGGCGGACGGAAGCAUCGGCCAGAAGUGGGACAAUGCCUGCACGCAGCAGGUGCCGGAGUUCCUCCCCGAGUUCGUGCUGCCACUGCCCCCGCCCCCGCCCCCGCCUCCGCCGCCGCAGGUGUACCCGCCGUUCGUGCGCGGAGCGGACGCCAAGAAGCUGCAGGCCGCGGGCAACGGGUCCUCGCAGAGCGCCGCGGCGAGGGAGCGCCGGAGGCGGAUCAGCGAGAAGACGGCGGAGCUGUCGCGCCUCAUCCCCGGCGGCCACAAGCUCAACACCGCCGAGAUGCUGCAGGAGGCCGCGCGCCACGUGAAGCUCCUCCAGGCCCAGGUCGGCAUGCUCACCCUCCUGAACAGCAUCGAGGACGAGAAGGUGCCGGCCAUGGCGCAGGAGCACAUGCACGCGCUGCUCGUGUGCGGCGGCAUGCAGGAGCGGCUGGCCGCCGAGGGCAAGUGCCUGGUGCCGAGGGCGCUGGUGGACACCAUUGCCAAGGACGCCGCCGUCAGGUCGAACGCGCUGGUGAACAGGGACCUCACCCGGUUCACGGAGUCGCUGGCCGCGGAGAAGAAGUAG